Molecule: messenger RNA, 4710 nt
Organism: Schizophyllum commune H4-8
Lineage: Eukaryota; Fungi; Basidiomycota; Agaricomycetes; Agaricales; Schizophyllaceae
Product: Sec7-domain-containing protein
Exons: 16
Coding region: 46-4593 (1515 amino acids)
Biological process (GO): regulation of ARF protein signal transduction
Molecular function (GO): guanyl-nucleotide exchange factor activity
Source: RefSeq, a predicted model, not a curated record
CGAUCAGCGGCGGACAAGUGUACAGUGCUCCCGACGUCGACGACGAUGUCGACGGCCCCAUUAACCACAUUCCCGCCGAGUGCGGUCCCCCACAAACAUGUUCUUCUCUCCGAGAUCCUCUCCGUCACGUCCGUCAUGCGCAAGAACUCGCGCUGGGCGACAUCCACUCACUUCUUCAACGCCCGCGACACGUCCCUCGGCACCACGCUCGGGCUCCGGAUCGCGUCGCCCACGGCCGCGGCGCACUCUCCCGGGACGGGGACACGCGAGGCGGACCUGAUGGCUGGCUUUCAGGAGGUGAAGCGCGCGGUGAGGGAGGUCGAGGAUAUCUCAGGAAUGUCACUGACGACGCUGCUGGCCCCUUUCUUCGCGAUCAUACGCUCGCCGCUGUCUACGGGGCCCAUCACCUCCGCGGCGCUUUCGUCGCUGCACAACUUCUUCCUCUGCGGGCUCAUCUCGCCCAAUUCAGUGAACCUGGAGUCUGCGCUCGCGGAGCUCAGCAAUACGGUGUCGCACUGCAAGUUCGAAGCUAGUGACUCGUCUGGAGAUGAGGUCGUACUGCUCAAGAUCAUGACAGUGAUCCAGGACUGUAUGUGCAGUAGUAUGGGCAAUGUCCUUGGCGAUGUGGAGGUAUGUGAGAUGCUGGAGACGGUCUUGACGACGUGUUGUCAAAUGCGUCUGAGUGAGGUCCUGCGACGAUCCGCGGAGAACGCGAUGCAACUCCUUGUUCGGACAGUGUUCUCGCGUCUGCAUACACUCGAUCCGGAGGAAGAGGAACGCAAGCUUGCUGAAGAAGAGUCCGAUGCGCAAGACGGCGAAAACAAGUUAUCUGUAUCCGCGUCUAGUGGUCCAGCUGCUGCGCUCACACCGGCGAAAUCACCGGUCGACUCUCCAGAGCCAGAGACGUCAGGGCAGGAAGUAUCGCAGGACGCAAUCCCACAACCAUCAGAGAGUGUAACUGCUAUGCAGGCGUCUACCUCAAGGUCACAAUAUGGCUUACCGUCGAUUAUCGAGCUGCUGCGCGUCCUGGUGAACGUCCUCGACCCCAACGACCAAUCGCACACCGACUCGACGCGUCUCAUCGUUCUCAGCAUCCUCAAUGCGGCCAUCGAAGCCGCUGGCCCCCGCAUCAUGCUAUUCCCCUCCCUCGAAGCUCUCGUCCUCGACGGCGGCUGCAAGUACCUCUUCCUCCUCGCGCGCUCCGAGAACAUGCACGUCCUCCACUCCGCCCUCCGCACUAUCACCGCACUUUUCGUCACCAUGAGCCCGCAUCUCAAGCUGCAACAAGAGCUGUUCCUGACGUUUUCUAUCGACCGGUUAGCGACGCCUAUCCUUCCGAACAAGACGCAGCAUUCACAUCUGGCGGGUACACCGAGGAUAGGCUCCCCGAGGCCGGGCACUCCGGCUAUCGGCCCUCAAGAGCCUGCCGCGGAUGCUGAAGGCGGGACUGCUACGCCUCCCAGGCCGAUGGUACCGCCAGCUCGUGGCGAGACACGGGGGCUCAUGCUGGAGACCCUCGGGCAGAUAUCAAGACACCCGAGUUUCAUGGUCGAUCUCUACACGAACUACGACUGCGACAUCAACUGCGAGAAUGUGUUCGAGCGACUGGUCGAUUUCUUGACCAAGGCUGUAUACCCAUCAAAUCCCAAUAUACCUAUCGACGUGCAGCACAGGAACACGCAAUACCUCUGCCUGGACUUGCUGCUUGCGUUCGUCAACGACAUGGCUACACGGGGGCAGGGUAAAGCUCAACCAUGGCCUGAGAACAACCCACCCAUCGACUCCUUGCUGCAGACAAAGGCCGAGAAGAAGCUCAUCCUCGCUGGCGCCGCCCAAUUCAACCGCAAGCCCAAAGCCGGGAUCGCGUUUUUGGAAGAGCACAAGCUCAUCUACCAGGACCUUUCCGACACGGUCGACAAGAACAAGAGCUUGGCAAUGUUCCUCAAGAGCUGCAACCGCAUAGACAAGAAAGUCCUCGGAGAGUUCUUGGCGAAGCCAGAAAACUUGGAUUUGUUGAAGACGUUCAUGAGCUUGAUCGACUUCAAGGGAAAAGACAUCACCGACGCUGUGCGAGAACUGCUUAACUCCUUCCGCCUGCCUGGCGAGUCGCAGCAAAUUUCGCGGGUGACGGAGAUAUUCGCGGAGACGUAUCUUGCGUCUGGGCCACCAGACUUCAAGAGCGCCGACCCCAUCUUCGUGCUCACGUUCUCGAUCAUCAUGCUGAACACAGAUCUGCAUAGCCCGCAGAUUCGGAAACGUAUGACCUUUGAGGACUACUCAAAAAACUUGCGGGGCGUCAACGAUGGACAGGACUUCACUGAGGAGUAUCUGCGCAGGAUCUACGAGAACAUUCGAAAGCAGGAGAUCGUGAUGAGCGAGGAGCAUACCGGCCAGCUUGGGUUCGAGCACGCCUGGCAGGAGCUGUUGACACGGUCUCGUGUGGCAGGCGAGUUCAUGAUCUGCAACACCAACGCCUUCGACCUCGAGAUGUUCAAGACCGUCUGGCGGCCCGUCAUCUCCACCAUUGCCUAUGCCUUCAUCAGCUUCGACGACGACUAUAUCAUUCAGCGUGCCAUUGCAGGCUUCAGGCAAUGCGCGACGCUGGCUGGGCAGUUCAAUCUGCCAGACGUCUUCGACUACGUCGUGGUUUCGUUGUCGCAAGCGACGAGCUUGCUGCCUGAUACCCUGCCUGCGCAGGUGCCAAUUUACCCGGUGGUCGACUUCGAUGGGCAGUCGGUGACUGUGUCAGGCUUGUCAGUCAACUUUGGGACAAACUUCAAGGGGCAGUUGGCAGCUGUCGUGCUGUUCAACAUUGUCAAUGGGAAUGGCAACGCAUUACGCGAAGGGUGGACGCAGAUCUUCGAGAUGUUCCAGAACCUCUUCCUGCACUCCCUGCUGCCUACUCGCAUGCUGCAAAUGGAGGACUUCCUCGGCGGUGUCUCUAUGAUCCCCCUCCGCGGCGCCCAACCACCUCGACCUGCCGCUCGCGGCGACGGCGGUCUCCUUUCCGCACUCUCCUCCUAUCUCAUGACGCCCUACAGCGCCAGCAACGAAGCCCUCGUUCCCGACGCGACGGACUCCGACGUCGAGAACACGCUCUGCACAAUCGACUGCAUUGCGUCGUGCCGGCUCGAUGAGCUCUACAGCCAGAUCAUGCAGCUCGACCUCGACGCGCUGAUCGCGGCUGUGAGAGCAUUGGAGGCGCUCGCGCAUGAGCGGACUGUAGCGAGGCUGAAGCUGGCGCCAGAGGAGGUCACAGAGGAUGGCAAACCCUUCACGCUGCCGUACGAUCCAGCGUCGGUGUUCUUGCUGGAGACCAUGGUCAGCAUUGCGUGCCAGGCCCCGCAGUACAUCGAAGAGACUUGGCCCAUCGUAUUCGGCCACUUGUCAGCCUUGCUAUCAUCCGCUUCGCAGUACAGCGCUUUACUUGUAGAACGGGCGGUCGUUGGCCUGUUGCGAAUUUGUUUAAUCCUGGCCGUGACGCCCUCUUUGCGCGACCAAAUCUACGUCUCCUUUGACUUGCUCGCUGGUCUACCGCGCACUGUCACCAACUCCGUUGCAGAGCAAAUCGUCGCCGGUGUUGUCCUCAUCGUGCGCAAGCAUGGUGAAAUUAUCCAGUCGCAAACGGAAUGGAGCCUUGUGUCUGCCUUGCUUCGCUCGACCAUUUCGCACCCCGAAGCCGGUCGUGAAUGCUUUGAGCUCGUUUCCAGUCUUUUGACGGACGGACCGUCGCAAGCCAUCUCUGUGGACAGCUUUUCUAGCCUUGUCAUGUUGCUCGACGAGUUUGCGACGUACGCCGGCCAGAAGGUUGACUUGCCACAACACCGUGGAAGGAGGGGAGAGCAAGUCAGCGCAGCAAGCUCACCCGUGAUUGACCGCGGCAAGAAGGCAGUCGACUUCAUGGUCGAGUUGCAGAAACACAUCUCUUCCGUCGCAUCCGCUGCCAGCUUGUCACCCGAGCUGGCUUGGAGGCAGCUAAGCUUGCCGCUCAUCAGCGCGCUCAGCCGCCAAUCCACCAACCCCUCGCGCGAGAUCCGGCACAACGCCGUUGCCCAUCUCCAACGCGUCCUUCUCGGUCCCCACGUCAUCAUCUCCGACACCCAAACCGAGGACGUCUUCAACCGCAUUCUCUUCCCCCUCCUCGACGAGCUCCUCAAGCCCGAGGUCCUCCAGCGCGACCCGCGCGGCAUGCAGGAGACCCGGCUGCGCGCCUCUGCGCUCCUCUGCAAGGCCUUCAUGCACUUCGAAGUCCGCGACAGCCAGACGAGCGACCUGCGCAUUCUGUGGAUCGAGAUCCUCGACCUGCUCGACCGGCUGAUGAACGCGGAUAAGGGCGAGCAGCUGUACGAGGCGGUGCCGGAGAGCCUGAAGAAUGUGCUGUUGGUAAUGCACGCGACGGGUAUUCUGGUGCCGCCGCCGGCAGACGAGGGAGAGGAGGAUAAGCGGACCGAGGGGCAGCAGACGUUAUGGAAUGCGACACAAGUCAGGAUGGAGAGGUUCUUGCCUGGGUUCUUGAGGGAGGUGAUUCCUGCGCCGGAGCCGGUUGCGAAACCAUCAUCGACGCCUCAAACACCGGUUGAGCCUACCACUUGAACCCGUGUCCGGACAGCGUAGUGCGUGGAUGUGUUUUCCUAUCGUAACUUAUUGCCACUGCCCCGGAUACAGUACUGCAUAUACAACGAAUACACUGCGUCAGAAUCCAUUUUGGAC